GAGCGGCUGGGAUUGGGACGGGGCCCUGUAGUCUGGGACGGGUCCCUCCUCCUGCAGCGCGAGCGGGCGGAAGGGGGAUGUGAUGUAAGCGGUGCUGGACUCGGUUCGGAUCGGUUCUGAGGAUUUACCGAUGCGCUGAAACACGGAGCGGAGCUGUUCGGUUCGGGCUAAUUCGGUUCGGAUUAUCGCGCGGAGAGAGAGGAGGGCGGACGGAGCAGAGAUGUAGUGUGUGUUGUGCUAAGAGAGACUCUGAUGCCUCACCAUGUUCCUGUUCCUGCUGCUGGUCCUACACUCUAAAACCCAUGCCCAGAUAGACCCAGCACUCUGUCGGUAUCCUCUCGGCAUGGAGGACGGCAGGAUCAAAAACGAUGACAUCACUGCCUCUAGCCAAUGGUACGAGACGACAGGGCCGCAGUACGGAAGGCUGAAUAAGGAGGAGGGUGAUGGUGCCUGGUGUCCUGCUGGUCAGCUGCAGCCCUCAGAUGUUCAGUAUCUUCAGGUGGAUCUGCGGCAGCUCACCUUCGUUACUGUGGUAGCCACGCAGGGUCGCUACGCCCGCAGCUCUGGCAACGAGUUUGCUCGCAAAUACCGCCUAGACUACAGCCGAGACGGCCACCGCUGGAUCUCCUGGAGGAACCGCUAUGGAAGCGAGAUUAUUAAGGGUAAUGUGAACACGUACGCUUCAGUGGUGAAGGAUCUUCAUCCCCCCAUCAUCACCCGCUUCCUGCGCCUCAUCCCCGUCACCGACGCCGUAAACACCGUCUGCAUGCGCGUGGAGGUGUUCGGCUGCCCCUGGCAAGAUGGGUUGACUACGUACAGCGCUCCGGAGGGCCAGACCAUGAUGGCUCCAGGAUUUCCCAACACCCUCCUCAACGACUCCACAUACGACGGGGUUCUGGAGCGCAGGCAACUGCUGGGGGGGCUGGGUCAGCUGACGGACGGUGUGAUUGGUCAGGAUGAUUUUGUUCAGACCCGGCAGUACCAGCUCUGGCCGGGGUACGAUUACCUGGGCUGGAGGAACGACAGUCUGGGACCCGGAUAUGUGGAGAUGGAGUUCCAGUUCGACAGGCAGAGGAACUUCACCUCCAUGAAGGUUCACUGCAACAACAUGUUCUCCCGCGGGGUAAAGGUGUUCUCGUCCGUGUCGUGUGUCUUUAAGCCCCACCUGAUCUCGGAGUGGGAGGCGGAGCCUGUGGUGUUCUCCACGGUUCUGGACGACCGGAACCCCAGCGCUCGCUACGUCACUGUUCCACUACUGCAGCGCUCCGGAACCGCCACCCGCUGCAGGUUCUUCUUCGCCGACACCUGGAUGAUGUUCAGCGAAAUCUCCUUCCACUCUGCGAUGAACCCUGUGCCCACGCCAUGGUCUCGUGUGAUGACCACGCCCCUGUCUGAAACAGAGAGUCCAGCACUGUCCACAGGAAAGACAGGUGUCACCACAGUACCGCCCAAAACCCAGUCUCCUGAAGAGGGCGGGACCUCUAUUCUGAUUGGUUGUCUGGUCACCAUCAUUCUGCUGCUGGUGGUGAUCAUCUUCCUGAUUCUGUGGUGCCAGUAUGUGUAUAAAGUGCUGGAGAAGGCUCCGAGGCGUAUCCUGGAGGAGGAGGUGACGGUGCGCCUGUCGUCCUGCAGCGACACCAUCGUCCUGCAGACGCCGCCGGUUCCUCCUCGCGUGUCUCUGGAUCCUCCGUACGAGCGCGUAUUCCUGCUGGACCCUCAGUACCAGGAUCCUGCAGCUCUCAGAGUCAAACUCCCAGAGCUGAGCCAGAGCGCAGAGGCCUCAGAGUGUGGUGGUGGUUAUGCUGAGCCGGACGUUACCCAGUGUACCCCUCACCAGGGCUUCCAGACCAGCGUGCCGCACUACGCCGAGACGGACAUCGUAAACCUUCAGGGCGUUACCGGAAGCAACAUGUACUCUGUUCCCGCGGUAACCGUCGACUCCCUGACCAGGAAGGACAUCUCAGUGGCUGAGUUUCCACGGGAACGGCUCAUCUUCAGAGAGAAGCUGGGGGAGGGCCAGUUCGGGGAGGUGCACCUGUGUGAGGCGGAGGGUCUGGCUGAGUUUCUGGGGGAGGGCGCUCCGUUACCAGAGCAGGACGGAAGAUCAGUUCUAGUGGCUGUAAAACAGCUCAGAGCCGACGCCACCAGUAACGCCAGGAACGACUUCCUGAAGGAGAUAAAGAUCAUGUCUCGGCUGAACGACCCGAACAUCAUCCGGCUGCUGUGUGUGUGUGUGCGGUCUGACCCACUGUGCAUGGUGACGGAGUACAUGGAGAACGGAGAUCUGAACAUGUUCCUCUCACAGCGAGAGCUCGAGAGUACCCUCACCCACGCCAACAACAUCCCCUCCGUCAGCAUGGCGGAUCUGCUGCACAUGGCGGUGCAGAUAGCAUCAGGGAUGAAGUAUCUGGCGUCUCUGAAUUUCGUGCACCGUGACCUGGCUACGAGGAACUGCCUCCUGGACCGUCAGCUCACCAUAAAGAUCUCAGACUUCGGCAUGAGCAGGAACUUGUACAGCAGCGACUACUACCGCAUACAGGGCCGCGCCGUGCUGCCCAUACGCUGGAUGGCCUGGGAGAGCAUCCUGCUGGGUAAGUUCACCACGGCCAGUGAUGUGUGGGCGUUUGGUGUGACCCUGUGGGAGAUCUUCACCCUGUGCACAGAACAGCCGUACAGCCUACUGACGGACGAGCAGGUGAUCGAGAACAGCGGAGAGUUCUUCAGGAACCAGGGGAGACAGAUCUAUCUCUCCCCUCCUCCGCUCUGCCCCCCCUCUCUGUAUGAGCUGAUGAUGCGCUGCUGGAGUCGGGAUAUCAGAGACCGCCCCUCCUUCAGCAGUCUGUACCAGGCCCUGCGACCUCACGCCCACCACUCGUGACUCACGUGCUCCACAGCCAAUCACCUCAGAGCACGAGCCCAGUUCUAACCAAUCAGCUGUGAGGACGAGCCUGGAGUCCGUCUGGGGUCUUUCUCUUUGUCCGUGGAGGAGAGUGGACCGGGCAGGCGUGGCUUAGCGGUGGUGUUAACGGAGAGGAACCGGGAGCCGAAAACAUCACUCCAGAUAAUCAUCUCCAGACCCGAGUCCUUCUCAGUAACUGUACUGGUGAACCCCCACUGCACGGUUUAGUGUUUAGCCUGCUCACUAGUACACACACACUCACUCACACACACACACACAAUGCUAGUACACCUACAACACCCUUGGAAACCAAAGCUACACCGUAGCAACCAUACACUUUUUUGGCCACGUCCUAGCGAUAUCCUAGCAUCCUUAUCUAGGAUUCCACAUAGCAACCACCAUGAAUAACUUGACUACCAAGCAGCAUCCUAGCAACCAGUAGGUGGACAUGGCAUAGCAAGCUACUAACCAUUAAACAACUUCCUUGCAACAUGCUAGCAA
Astyanax mexicanus (Mexican tetra) is the source of this 3400-nucleotide messenger RNA. RefSeq names its product discoidin domain receptor family, member 2, like (gene ddr2l). Bases 263 to 2878 code for a protein of 871 amino acids. Gene Ontology annotation, molecular function: protein tyrosine kinase collagen receptor activity; ATP binding; collagen binding. The transcript is spliced from 17 exons. The record is from RefSeq and is a predicted model, not a curated record. Gene Ontology annotation, biological process: cell surface receptor protein tyrosine kinase signaling pathway; multicellular organism development; protein phosphorylation. NCBI's taxonomy places the organism in Eukaryota, Metazoa, Chordata, Actinopteri, Characiformes, Acestrorhamphidae. Gene Ontology annotation, cellular component: membrane; signaling receptor complex.